Harpegnathos saltator (Jerdon's jumping ant) is the source of this 2778-nucleotide messenger RNA. RefSeq lists its product as uncharacterized. The transcript has 2 exons. The annotation marks the transcript as partial. The record is from RefSeq and is a predicted model, not a curated record. NCBI's taxonomy places the organism in Eukaryota, Metazoa, Arthropoda, Insecta, Hymenoptera, Formicidae.
UAUGUACAAAAUUUAAUGAAACUCAAGAGGGAGUAUUUAAGGCUUCCUAUGAAAAUGUUAAAACUCAAAAAAUUAAAAAAUGCAAUGAGAAUUAUACAGAUAGAAAUGAAAAUAUUAUAAAUGAUGCUAACUGUGUGCCAGUAAUUGAUCUUUCAAUUUUCCCUCGUAACCAUGAAUCUUUACAAUCUUCCGACCAAAAUAAUGCAAUUGAAUUUAAAUGUAAUCACGCUUCUAAUAACAAUACGACAGUUCUAGCUCUCCCAGUCUCAACUACAAAUGCUGGUAAGCCUGCAGCAGCCGAUUUCUUGACGAACGGACGAAACAUUGACACGACUCAACGAUACGACGGAACAAAACAACAGUGCGAUAUAGACACUGCCACUUAUCUCAAUAACAAUUUCAUUGAUUCAAAGUUGCAUACAAACGUUCUCCAAAUAAAUUCAACCGACAACCAUGAUGACGAACGAUUAGACAGACUAUUUGACCUAAUGGAUUUUAACCAUUUAAAUAAAAACGAAAUUAGGAGCAUAAUUGCAUUAAUACAAUCUUAUCAAGAUUGCUUCUAUUUGCCUGGAGAACAACUGACUUCGACGCACGUACUGCAACAUCGCAUACCGACUAUAGACGAAUAUCCAAUUAAUACAAAACAAUAUAGAUUUCCUCAAACUCACAAACAAGAAAUUGACAAACAAGUACAAGAACUAUUAGCCAAUAGUAUUAUUCGGCCUUCUCAAUCGCCGUAUAAUACUCCAAUUUGGAUUGUACCCAAAAAGACAGAUCAAUUGGGCAAUAAGCGAUGGCGUAUGGUAUUGGAUUUUCGUUUAUUAAAUGAUAAAACUAUUGGAGACGCUUAUCCGUUACCUAAUAUAAUCGACAUCCUAGAUCAACUCGGUGGAGCUCAAUAUUUUUCUGUAUUUGAUUUAGCUUCAGGAUUCCAUCAAAUUGAAAUGGAUCCUCGCGAUAGACAUAAAACCGCGUUUACCACAUCUUUUGGACAUUAUGAGUUUAAUCGUAUGCCUUUCGGUUCAAAAAAUGCUCCUGCAACUUUUCAACGAUUAAUGGACAUCGUUUUAUCGGGAAUACAAGGACAGGAAGCAUUUGUUUACUUGGAUGAUAUUGUAGUAUAUGCAUCAUCUCUAGAAGAACACAAACAUAAAUUCGAAAAAUUAAUGCAACGACUCAAAGAAGCUAAUUUAAAAUUACAACCCGAUAAAUGUCAAUUUUUACGCAGAGAAGUCAAUUAUUUAGGUCAUGUGAUUAGGAAUGGAGGAGUGAAACCGGAUCCUAAAAAACUAGAAGCUGUACACGAAUUUCCAAUACCAAAAACACCAAACAAUAUUAAACAAUUUUUGGGAUUAACAGAUAAUAAACCUCUAAUGUGGUUUCAGAAUGCUCAGGAUGCGAACAUGCGAAUACUUCGAUGGAGAUUGAAAUUAUCUGAGUAUGAUUAUGAUGUAGUUUAUAAGGCCGGGAAAACUAAUGUAAAUGCGGAUGCAUUGUCACGGAAUCCUAUUGACUCACCUUCAAAGGAUUGCAAGAUGAUAAAUACAAGAAGCAAAUUAAAUCCAAAUGAUCCAAAGGAUGCAGAAAUUAUCCAACGCCUUCUUGCAGAAGACAGCGACACUGAAGAAUCACACGAAGAAGACGGUCACGAAGGACAUCUCACAAAUGAUCACCCACAUAUCGAGGAAUCAACCGAGGAGAACGUUCGCGACACGCAUCCUUCCGACGACCGCGCACUGACUGUGGACUCUCUCGAGAAUAUUUCGCCACUGACCGACGGAGAAACAAUGGAAUUACCAAAAACACAAACAGUGGAGGCCUUGGUCCAUAUGCCUGGACCUACGAAUAUUGAAUGCAGGGAUUCUGCACAGGGACCUACCGAAGACUCUCGGGCUAUUAUGACCCGAAGUCGAGCGAAACAGCUGACCCAAACAGCCGAACUAUAUGAAGAGGUCGUAAAACCGAAGAAACGAAACCUACCGCCGAAACCUCUACCUGAGGACACGGACGAAGAAGAUAAUGACUGCGAACCACUUGCAACAAUUAAUACGAAAUCACAAAGCAAAGAAAGCAAUUUGAUAGACUCCAGAGAUUUACAUUUCCUACGCAAAGAUAAUUUGCUAUAUUUUACAGAUAUUUCAGGGAAUCCUGUGGAUGAUGGAGGAAAUAAAUUAUUCGAAAGACAAGAAAUGCCGAAAGUUACAAAUCUAUCAAUAAGCAUCGCAAAAUUCAUAAAAAGAAACAAGAGGUAUCACAUUAUACUACCGAUUAGCGAAGAUCAGAAGGAAGGCCCAACUAUGAUAUUAAAAAAUAUAACACAAGCAAUAAUCAAUUUGCGACAGACUGCUGAGAGCAUGAAUCUCGCAAGUAUAAGUGUAGCCAAGAGUGGAUAUAUUCUGAAUGUACCAUGGAACGAUAUCAAAACUAAAUUUCAGACAGGAUUCUUGGAUUCAGCCAUACGAAUAAUUAUUUGCAAAGGCUUGAUCAAAUAUCCACCAGGAGAUAUACGCGAAGCAAUACUUCAGGAAAUGCAUUGCACUCCAGUAGGAGGUCACAAAGGAGUAACUAAAACAUACAACAGAAUUCGUCAGAAUUAUUAUUGGGAAAAUCUGAAAUCAGAUGUCCGACGUCAUAUUCGACAAUGUCUGCAAUGCCAGUUAAAGAAAUUGGUCCGAGUAAAAACUAAACAACUUAUGGUAAUAACGGAUACUCCAGGAUGGACAUUCGAUAAAAUUGCCAUGGAUAUAGUAGGAUCAUUACCACGUACUAAAAAUG